Anguilla rostrata (American eel) is the source of this 2257-nucleotide messenger RNA. It is a transcript of the gene ccdc110, whose product is annotated as golgin subfamily A member 6-like protein 6. The record is from RefSeq and is a predicted model, not a curated record. Bases 265 to 1686 code for a protein of 473 amino acids. Lineage: Eukaryota; Metazoa; Chordata; Actinopteri; Anguilliformes; Anguillidae. The transcript has 2 exons.
AUAACCCGAAUGGUUACAUUUUUCAAUAUUAGGUAAGCAGCUAUUUUAUAAUAUUAAAUCACACAUUAUUAAAUUAUUUGGUUAUCAACCCGGGACAUUGCGAGUGUGUGGACGUACUGAAAAAGUUUAGGCUACUUAGCGUCCCAACAUAGCUAGCUAGCUCACUAGUCUAACAGCAGCUUAAUAAUGGUGUUAAACAAGAUCGGAGUUAUUGUAAAACAAAAGUAAUUAUUUUUUCCUGUCUAGCUGAUUUAAUUUAAUUUAAUGGAUCCGAACUCUAAGGAUGAACGGAGCUCACCUCUCCUGCAAUGCGAGUACUUCGUUCAGGUUCAGGGGGAAUGUGAUCAAUCUGAAAGAAGUAACGUUAAAAGGAUAGAGGGAGGCAAAGAGGGAUUAUCUCAUGCCGCUAAAAAGAUGGAGGAUUUCAAUGAAGCAUUGAAAAGAGUGACCAGUAUGUCAGCAAUGCUGCAAUCCGCUCGAAAACCUUCACAAAAGACAGACGGCCCAGGGCUCUCUCAGCGUGUGGACAACUGUGGUGACUGCCUGUUGGACACUGCCAGUAAAUCAGACCGAAUGGCACAACUGGAACAAACGGUGAGUAGACUGAAGAAUGCCCUGAUCUCACUGGAGGAGGAAAACCUGUGCCUCAAUAAGAAGGUUAAAGGAAGCAUCCUGGCUGAAGAGACGGUCGACUGCAGCGGUCCUGGUCCCAAACCCACAACACCCUCAGAGAGGCCCAACACUGACCAAACCCCCCACGAGUGGCCAAAACAAGUGGUGCAUUCCCAAAAUGCCGAGGUGCAGCAGGAGACAAGCAAGAAGGAAGACGCAUCCAGCGGAGACCAGCAGCGUGAAGAUGCAGAGGAGGAGAAGCAGGACGUUCACAGGAAGCUGAAGAAGGUGGAGGAGUACUGCAAGGAGUGCACCAAAGAGCUGGGCCGAGUCCUUCGGAAAUACGAGGAGCUCCGCGCACAGAACAAAGCCCUGGAGAAACAGUGCAAGCAGCUGACGUCCAAGAACCAGAGGCUGGCAAACAGCCAGAAGGGGGAGCCGCUGACCACCCCGGAGGACAGGAUCGGCGCCAAGGUGCUGCUGGACCAGGCCAACGAACGCUGCACCUUGGUGGGCCGAGAGAAGGACCAGCUGGAGGGCAAGGUGCAGAGUUUGACGAGUGAGGUGACGCGACUGAGGGAGGAGCUGGGAGGCAGCAGGCUGGAGACCCAGAAGGCCCAGGACCAAGGCGCCCUCCUGGAAGCGGAGGCCAAGGCCGCGGCGGGCAGGAUGGGCGAGGAGGCCUGGCGUCUGCAGGGCAAGCUGCGGGAGAGCGAGGAGAGGUGGGAGCUGUACGAGAGCGCCGUCAGGAAGCUGAGGGAGGAGCAGGACGGGCUGGAGAGCUGCCUCCGCACCGUGCAGAAGGAGAGGGACCUCCUGCAGCUGGAGGUCAGGAAACUGCACCAGGAGUACAUCGAGCUGAGCGGCAGCAUCUCCCAGCAGCUCAGAGCGAAGAACUCCAGCAGGCCCAGCUCAUCGCUGGGGCCUCAGGACGCUCCCAUUUUCAGCAGCUUAUUCACCAGACAGGACAAAGUAAUAGGCGAAGAGAAAAUUGACCAGAUAAGAAAGAGGCUGGAGGAAGAAGAUCUGAUAAGAGCCCAGAAAUACAAAGAUAUGAUCGAUCAGUCAGCGUGACAAUCUGUCUGAGAUUUUAGUUUUUGCUUCAGUGCAGUCACCUGACACUUUACAUUUCGAGGAUGUUGUUACCUGGCAAGACAGGCUUAUUUUUGUGUUAUUUAAAAAAAAAAAAUUAAUUAUAUAUAAAAAGUUAUUAUUCAAAUUAAAUUAAUUUCACUGUGCAGGACUAUGAUCAGGGUUAGGGUCAGAGCGAAAAGGCACAAGGCAAUCGAUGACAUCAUCCCCAUUCUGACCAUAUCCCCCAUGGGGCACCCUGUCAACACAUUCUAAUCAAGUGUUGGCUAAGAGCUUGGUGUUCUGAGUCAGCUGCACUGAUUCAAUUAUCUUUAUGGUUGGGAGACUGGAUGAUGAAGGCAUCUCAGGGAAUAGCAUGAGCUAUGAAGAUAAAUCAGUUUGUGCAGUAUUCAGAAUAAUUUUAUAAAAAUGUCCAAAUACUGCAUGUGUUCACGUGUAUCCACUGGAUGGUGUUUGUGGCAUUUUGGGGUUGUUUGUAUUAUUUGUGUACUAUUCUAAAGUAGUAACUUGAUGUAAAUGUAAAUACUCUUAUAAAUACAUUUUGACACAAAUA